This is a messenger RNA of Amblyraja radiata (thorny skate), 3398 nucleotides long. It is a transcript of the gene kif2c, whose product is annotated as kinesin family member 2C. Bases 173 to 2203 code for a protein of 676 amino acids. Gene Ontology annotation, cellular component: microtubule. NCBI's taxonomy places the organism in Eukaryota, Metazoa, Chordata, Chondrichthyes, Rajiformes, Rajidae. Gene Ontology annotation, biological process: microtubule-based movement; microtubule depolymerization. Gene Ontology annotation, molecular function: microtubule motor activity; microtubule binding; ATP binding. The transcript has 21 exons. The record is from RefSeq and is a predicted model, not a curated record.
AUCGCUUUUAAAGUUCGGAGCGUUGUGUGACGCCCCUGCCGCGCAUGCUCAUUCGCCGGAGCGCUCGUGUUUUGAAAGUUUGUUCAGUUUGGCGGCGGCGGCGGCGCGCGGACGGACGGACGACCGGUCGGUGCUGAGCUGAGCUGAGCUGAGUUAACGGCCGCGCCACGGGAUGGACGCGCACAUAGUCAACCUGAAAGUGGGCCUCAUGGUUAAAAUUAAACGCAGCAAUGGGGUGAUACAAGAUGCAAGUAUAACUGAAGUGACUGCUGAAAAAUCUGUCGUAAGAGUCGAGUGGCUGGAGGACUCCAUAUCGAAAGCCAAAGAGAUUGACAUUGAAAACUUGCUGUUGUUAAAUCCUAACUUAGUAGAAAAGAUGCCACCUCCAAGCCUCCCAAGAAGGAGAACACAGAUCCCAAAACGUGAAUUGGCUCUGCCAAGGAAUGGAAUCGCAAACCCUCUCUCUGAUGAUCAUGAAGUACGGUCCACUCGUUCAAGAGCACAAGCUGCAUUGGAAGUACAAAUUGCGCCCAAUUUGAGAAUGGCUGAAGUAGAACCUGUAAACUACAAGAACGUCUCUGCAGUGAAAUGUUUUGCAGGAAGAAAAUCCACUUGUGUAAGAGAAACUGAAAGAAUGAAGAAACAGCGGGAUGAUAGGCGAACGCAGCUUCACGAAAUAAGGGGGAAACGUACUCAGGAAUAUGACACCAGCAAUCCAAACUGGGAAUUCAUGAAAAUGAUUACAGAAUUUAGAGCAUCUCUAGAUUAUUAUCAUCCUCAGUCUACUUCCGAUCCUGUUGAGUUGCACAAAAUAUGCGUCUGUGUCCGGAAACGGCCACUCAGCAGAAAAGAAAAAAUGAAAAAAGAGAUUGAUGUUAUUACCGUUUCAAGUAAAAAUGUUGUCCUUGUGCAUGAGCCAAAGAUGAAAGUUGAUCUCACCAAGUUCUUGGAUAACCAGCCUUUCAAAUUUGACUAUGUCUUUGAUGAUUCAGCUAUCAACGAAGAAGUAUAUAGGUUCACAGCAAAGCCUUUGGUACAAACCAUCUUUGAAAGAGGAAUGGCUACCUGUUUUGCCUAUGGGCAGACUGGAAGUGGCAAGACUCAUACAAUGGGUGGUGAUUUCUCUGGGAAGAAUCAAGACUCUUCCAAAGGAAUCUACGCACUUGCAACUCAAGAUGUAUUUUCGCUGCUUGAACAGCCCCGAUACAAGGAUCUUAAUCUGAAAGUAUUUGUAAGCUUUUUUGAAAUCUAUAGCGGUAAGGUAUUUGAUCUCUUGAAUAAGAAAACAAAGUUGCGUAUAAUGGAAGACAACAAACAACAAGUGCAGAUAGUAGGGCUGCUAGAGCAGGAUGUCUUCUGUGUAGAUGAUGUGAUCAUGAAUAUUGAUAUGGGGAGUAAUUACAGGACUUCGGGGCAAACCUCUGCAAAUAAUUACUCAUCCAGGUCACAUGCAGUCUUCCAAAUAAUUCUACGAAAGAAGGAUAAGCUUUAUGGCCAGUUUUCGCUCAUUGAUCUGGCUGGAAAUGAGCGAGGUGCUGACACUAAUAGUGCAGACAGACUAACACGAAUGGAAAGUUCAGAAAUCAAUAAAAGUCUACUUGCCUUGAAGGAGUGCAUUCGAUCAUUGGGCCAGAAUAAUAGCUAUACACCUUUCCGAGCGAGCAAGCUAACUUUGGUGCUGAGAGAUUCAUUUAUUGGUGAAAACUCGAGAACCUGCAUGAUGGCAAUGAUUUCACCAGGCUUAAAUUCGUGUGAGCACACUCUAAACACAUUGAGAUAUGCAGACAGGGUGAAAGAACUGUGUGUUGACGCUCCCAAUGAACCAGAAUGUUCUACAAUCUCUCAAGGGAACGAUAUCAAUGAAUCCUUGGAACAGUCUGAUAUUCGGUUGCUUUGUGAGCAAAUUGAGGCACCAUCAAAGAUUUGUGACAUGCACGUAGAUGUUUCUAGACUACUUGAAUUGGAAGAACAGGUGGUGGAUGAACAUCGAGAAAUUCAGCAGAAAUUACUGCAGUGGGGCGAUGCAGAUAACAAGCUCUUGAAGAUGACUCAACUACCUGACUUUAAUCUUGAAACCUACACCAACAUCUUGCAAUCGUACAUGGAUGAGAGGAUGGAAAUAUUCGAAGAAUUUGACAAAAGCUUGAAAGCCUUGCGACAAGCUUUGCAGAAGGAAGAGCAAGCUGCUAAAAUUAAAGGUUGAUGCCACAGCCUGCAUUUUGGGAAUCUUGAGCUGUUCAAGUGUUUGGAUUGUAACUUGUGGUCACUAGAUUCAACUUUCAUUCACCCAGGGGCUGCAAAUUUUGUACGUGUUCCUCUUUAAUGUUUGUGUCCUCGCAAUCGUCUUUCUAAAACUUUUGUCUAUAUGACUUUCUUAGAUGUUUUCUUUUGGAAAAUGUACAGAUUUAUAUCUAGUAUAUAAUAUACUUGAACUUGCUUUGUGAUGCAUAACUAAAAGUGCAAGUUUGCAUACAUAGAUAGUGAUGCAGUUAUGAUGUUUAGUCAGUUAUGAUGAUUAGUUUUUUCAGAAUGCAUUGAUUUCUCUCAUCCUUCCAUUGCGUAUGAGAAAGUGAACUUAUUUAAAGGUAGAAAACUUGUAUUUAAGUAUGAGAGUGGAACUGCACCUGUUUCCAUAGCUCUUUGUGUCUUGAUGUUAAUAUGACUACACUGGGGCACAUUUGUUUUCAUUCCCUGACUCAAAAUUUAGCAGAAUAUUUCAUGAGUUGUGAAAGUGUUUAAUACACGCAAGACCUGUUAAAUAUUUCGUAAGGCUCCAGAAGGAUAACCUGCUUGUUUGGGUUUAAUGACCAAUGACUGACUUGUGUUUUCAGCAUGUUUAUAAUUAAAAGUCUAUUUAGUGUGUAGAUAGAAUACUACCAUUAUCUCCUUUUAAAAUUUGCGAUGUCUCUUAGCCUGCUAAAAUGGUUUUAGGUUUUUUUGGUUAACUAAAAUUUUAUAAAUUGGCUGUAGAACAUUGUGAUUCUUCUAUUGUAUUGCCAAGAAUUGUACAAUUUGGAGUCUGGAAGAACCAAAGUUAACCACUGCAAACUUAUUUCUGAUAUUGUUCAACCCUCAGUACAAAGCAAACCAUCAUAAAUCUGCUUAAUUCACUUACAACAAUUUUCAUAUUCUGUAUAUUCAAAAAUGGAGUAGAAGGAGAGAAAUCAAUAGAAUCACAAUUCUGAAAUAUGCCACCUUUUUUAAUGAAAAACUGUCUGGCAAAGAACUGAAUUAAGGUUUUUUAGUCUUUCAAAUGAUUGGUACGCAUGAUGGAAAGUCAAAUAUGAACUUUCUUUUGUCUGUGUCCACUCCAGACUGCAUAAUCCACUGAAAUUUGUUAAAUUGAGGAAUCCUACUGUAACAUUUUUUUGACAUUUAAUAAAGAUAAUGAAAUACCA